Porites lobata is the source of this 3326-nucleotide messenger RNA. The record is from the annotation of a GenBank genome assembly. NCBI's taxonomy places the organism in Eukaryota, Metazoa, Cnidaria, Anthozoa, Scleractinia, Poritidae.
AUGGCACUGUCAAAGCCCUUUCCAUCUAUCGUCAAAGUUCUCGUCGUAUGUUGCUUCACCAUACCUCUCUCGCAGCAGAAAAUUGUUAGAGACUUCGUGAAGGGCGUUAGCUAUGGUAAUUUUGCAGAGACUGACAACGAGCGACUCAAUACAAAUAUUUUACAAUCCUUAAGCGUUAGAAAUUUAACGCAAUGCGAAGGCAAGUGUUUAAUUAACGGCAACUGCUUUUCUGGAAAUUUUGGAAAAAACAAGAAUCAGCACGGCGAACACGAUUGCCAGCUACUGGCAGAUAACAAGUUCACUUCUGCUCAACUAAUGACGGUUGAUAACUCUUUUCAACAUUUCUCAGUUGCAGUAAGUACAAUUUUAUUUCAAGGAUCAAAAAUUUAUGAUUCAGGAAGGCACGAUCAUAUAAUAUUUAGAAUUAUUCUUUUUUUUUGUUCAGUGUUUUUAAAUUUUUAAUUUUGCCGGAGAAAGGAAAGUGUCCCCCAAAACUAAAUUAUCUAUCUAUUCAUUUACACUAUAGGAAAAAAUACAGUUUCUUAAAAAUUUUGAUGAGAAAUACCAUGGGUGGCAACAGAUGGGAAGAUCUGUUUCAUUUAUCAAACAUAAAAAAGAUCUUUUGUUGGUUUCUCACCGCCGUGAGAACUUCGGGGAUAAGUUCGAUUCUUUCCGAUCCUAGGAUGGUAACCACAUUUUUUUGCCUAACAUUAAACUUAUUCGUUUAUACUCUCGGCCUGUUUGGCAAAUUAUUGUUAAAAACUGUCUGCAGUUUUUAACUAACAUAUCAAACAUGGCAUCCUGAAAAAGAACUUCGCUGAAAAACUUCGAUAACGAAAAGAAAACGAAAAGAGAAAGAACGUCGAUACCGUUUUAUUAAAUAUUCUGGAAUAAUUGAAUAGUUAUUAAAUAAAAUUUGAAACCUUAGAAUAAUAUGUAUAAAUAUCAUUAUUUGAAUUCAAUAAUAAUAUUUUCCUUAACAAAUUUUACUAGUUCAAGCUUGCUGUGUAAACUGCAAGUGGCAACAGUGAGGGGCAGCAAGAGGUGAAAUAAGAUAUUUCGUUGUUGCCUUAGCGCAGUGAAAAACUGCGUAGAAAGACUCAAUUCCCACGCAGUAGCUCCCGGACUAACAUGUUGACCAUUGAUGUUACUUGUAAAGAGUGAGGGAAGAGGCUGAAGUUUCUUUUUCAUGUUUACAGUCGUCUCUCAAGGUCUUAAGAAAGUCUGCUUUGAGUAAAGAGUAAAAGUGUGCUAAGAAGGCUCUUUUUCGAUGGAAAAUGGUUAAACUGCGGCUGCGAUGUCAGUUUCGCGAAGUUCCUCUUGUUUGAAAAUUUUUGGCCAGCCAUUUUCUACUCUGAUAAUUAACAACAAGAAGGUUGAGUUAUCUGAAUAAUCGAAUCGUUGGAAAGAGAAUCACUAGGGUGUGAAAGAAGCAGUGCACAGACCGUGGUCUAGCUUGCUGAGGCAAAUACGUGGAAACAAACAAACAAACAAACAAACAAACAGGAGAUAUAACCUUAAACGAGUAAACCAUUAUAACAAUGGCCGUAACAAAACUAGGCGCAAACAACAUGAAUUCGAUGUUAUUUCAGUAACGUAACAAUUGUCAAUGGCUUUGACUGAAUUUCACUAAAAUGCUAAUUACAAUGAUUAAACUCUGAAAGAAACUAUUUUUUUUUGGAAAAAAAAAGUAAGAAAAGAUUAAACUGCGUUUUUAAAACCAAAGAUGACACCUUUUUGCGCUUACAGGAGCAAAUGUAUCUUAUGAGUAAGAAUAGCAAUAUGUGUGAUCGCAAAGAGUGAUUGCUUGCCAAAUUUCACUAUUGAAAGAAUUGAACCACACCUUAAGCCUGGUAGAUGAAUUUGGAUUGUACCGACGCGGUAAAUCGUCAUUUUUGUUGAUGAAAAAACAAAAAGUGGAAAAGACAUUGAAUUGGGGCAAAAGCAUUGACUCUUGAUUUCGAGAAAUUCGUGUACUUCAUGUCAUCGUUAUUCUGUUGCUCUGGAAGAGAUGUCAACAAAACAUACUCUAAAAUAAAGUUCAAUGUCAGACAUGCUGUUUUACUUUGGAGCUUCAAACACGAAGGGGUGAGCUGAGACCUUAAAAAAUGGAUGCAAGCCUCCUUAACACGACUUCCUCACCAUGAUCAAAGCUUAGUACGUUUUGAAGUCCCCAAAAGCCAAACGUUAUAUAACAAUUUAUUUUCACAAUUUGUCUAGAAUCUGGCACACCCAGGGGAAAAUCAAUAUAACGGGGCAAGUUUUUUUAUUUUGGAAGUCGUAUGAAGUGCCCUAAGUGAGCGUUCGUGCGACAUAUCUAAAAGGCUUGAUAGUCAGAUUUAUUCUUUGAUAUCUCAUCACAUUGUUCAAGAGUUCUUAAUUAGUAACACAAAGUGAUGGUACCUUUAACCAUUAAUCGCGAUCAUAAGCCCAAUGUGCAAUAUCCUAAAGAGCCAACAAUUUUAGGAGAAAGGAGAUGUUACUUUGCGCGAUAUGGCUUAAACACAAAUUUUGCUCCUAUAACUGAAACCAGGCAAGAAGUCCUUUGGCUACAAUUCUGUUUGCAGAAUGGUUUUCUUUCUGAAAUCACCCAAGAAAUAAUUGUUUUCUACCUAUUUUUUAUAUAAUGAUUUUAUUUUUUGUCAUUUUAUACUUUAUAUUAGAGUCCAUGUGAUCAGAAACCCUGUAGAAAUGGUGGAACGUGUGUUCCGGUGUAUGAGAAUGACAGCUACGCUUGUGAGUGUCCAAAAUUGAUCAUUGAAGGCAAAGAUUGUGAGGAGGUAAUAUGGACGGCAUUUUGGUGGUAUGACGCUAACACUGCUUGGCCCGACUGGGAAGAAGACGUGCUCAAGUACGACUUUGGUCACUGCAAUUCGACGGAUCCCUACUGUUUUGGACGCCUUCCCUGGUCAGCGGUGGAAGACUCCACUGAGAUGCUUGCUGUUGACUCGGAAAACACUAUUUACAAAUGGCGUUUCAACUCCAGCAAUGACGUUGCUCAUGCAGUCUGGCACGCAUUCCAUGAUCACCAGCUCACCUAUUAUCAGGACGUGUUAAAUGGGCAAGAAUGGGCACCAGAUGUGUUGAGUGGUAAUUCACCAGUUAGAGUUCAAGAUUCAUUCAUGUACCGUGAGCAACAUGGUAUCAGAUCGAUUCUGCUUGAUGACGACAACUGCAAUUGCAAAUCGACUCUGAGUUUUGGCCGUCGCCUGUGUUUCGAUGAUGGGAGUUCUUACAGGAAAGGCGUGGAUACACUUUAUGACCCAUACUGUAAUAUGCCACGAGCUGGUGUUGGACUGACUCUGUACUUUCGUUCUUUAUACUAG